Messenger RNA from Aspergillus saccharolyticus JOP 1030-1, 906 nucleotides. Its product is annotated as amidase signature enzyme. NCBI's taxonomy places the organism in Eukaryota, Fungi, Ascomycota, Eurotiomycetes, Eurotiales, Aspergillaceae. The transcript has 3 exons. The annotation marks the transcript as partial. The record is from RefSeq and is a predicted model, not a curated record.
CUCCACCGCGCCUGGCGUCUGUACGAAGACUACACCAGCUCCUUUGUCCUGUCUACCAUCCCAUCUGCCAGCGAUGCCAGCACGUACGAAGUCCUCCCUGCCGGCGGCAGCAGUCCAUACGGAGCCCUGUCCAUUGCCGUCCCAUCGAGGCUGUUCUACAAGCCUACCCCCGAGCAGCCGCUCGCGGGCUACCGCAUCGGCGUCAAGGAUCAGUACGACAUGAAGGGUCUCAUCACGACCUUUGGGAGUCGCUCCUACGCCGCCACCUAUCCGCCUGCUAAUACGACAUCUGGGGUCAUCCAGCACCUUCUCGAUAAGGGCGCCAUCGUUGUCGGCAAAACCAAGCUGUCUGUGUUCGCGAAGCCAUGGUUCAGCAUCGCCGAGUGGCCCGAUUAUUCUCUACCUUUCAAUCCUCGCGGCGAGUCGUACCUGAUCCCGGGCGCCUCGUCAGCGGGCUCGGGGGCGUCUCUCGCCGCAUACGACUGGCUCGACAUCACCAUCGGGGAAGACACGGGGGGUUCGAUGCGUUUUCCGGCGGCGCUGAACGGCGUGUACGGGAUCCGCUCCACGAAGAACAGCACCAACAACACCGCCACCGCGUUCGGACCCUUUGACGUGGCCGGCCACUUUGCCCGCGAAGUCGACGCCUUCAACACCUUUGGGGCGGUCAUGUACGGCCCGUCCGGCUACAGGAACUACACCGAGUUCCCCCAGAAGCUCAUCUAUCCUCGGGAGUAUUGGGCGAACCUCAAUCCCAACUACACGGCGCCGUGCGAAGCGUACCUCCAGCAUCUGGAAGCCUUCCUCGGUGUGAACCGCACGAUAGUCGACAGCAAUGCGCUGUGGCAUGAAUACUCGGGGCGGAAUGUGAGCCUGGCCGACUACUUCGCGAACGUAAGUCGCUAG